AUGAAGAAAUUUGGUUUCUCUCCCAAACGAUCUUCAUCUUCUUUCAUCGCUCACUAUCCUUCCCCUUCACGUUUCAUCUUACCAGCACCCUCCAGGAGUUUGUCCGAUUCCGUCAUGGUCCAGACGCUGGAGGUUGUGGAGCCACUCAUCGUCAAAUGGGAUCCAGAGACCUCCACUUAUGCCAAAGUCACCUCGCUCUUCUACGAUAAUCGCCAAGAGGCUUUCGAAUUCAUCAACCUUGUCAACAAACUCCAUAAGGCCAUGCAUUCAUUGGCCGCCGACAACUCCAACUCUGAGUUGCUCAUCAGAGCGCAGCAUCUCAUGCAGAUCGCCAUGAAGCGGUUGGAGAAAGAGUUUUAUCAGAUUUUGUCCUUGAAUCGAGCGCACUUGGAUCCUGAAUCCGUUUCCACUCGAUCUUCCAGGACUUCCACGCGAUCCAGUUUAUCUGAUUUUGCUGAUGAAUCUGAUGACGAUAUACGAGUUGCUGGGGAAUUGAUCGGUGAGGUUGAAGAUGCUGCGGAAGGUGUUAUGAAGGAUCUGAAAGCGAUCGCAGAGUGCAUGAUUUCAUCUGGCUAUGGUAAGGAGUGCGUCAAAAUUUACAAAGUCAUACGAAAAUCCAUAGUUGAUGAAGGUAUAUACAAGCUUGGUGUCGAGAAGCUGAAAUCAGCUCAUGUUCAUAAAAUGGAUGCGGAGGUUUUGGAUCUCAAGAUCAAAGCCUGGUUGAAUGCUGUCAAGGUUGCUGUGAAAACAUUAUUCAAUGGAGAGAGAAUUCUAUGCGAUCACGUUUUCGCGUCGUCUGAUUCCAUCCGUGAAGCAUGUUAUACCGAAAUUACAAAAGAGGGAGCAUCCAUUCUGUUUGGAUUUCCAGAAAAUGUGGCCAAAAACAGCAAGAAAUCGUCUGAAAGGAUCUUCCGGACGCUGGAUAUGUACACCGCAAUAGCAGAUCGGUGGCCACACAUCGUCUCAAUUUUCUCCUUUCCAUCAACAUCUUCCAUCGUGAAUCAAGCGGUCAAUUCAUUGAUAAAACUUGGUGAAUCGGUAAGGUCAGACCUAACCGACUUCGAAACGAUGCUAAACAAAGAAUCGUUGAAAACUGCCGUAGCCGGUGCCGGAGUUCACAAACUUACAGUCGACACCAUGGGCUACCUCUCUCUCCUUACAGAUUACGGCGUUUUAGCUGAUAUCUUACUCGACAGUCCACCAUCGGAGAAAUCCUUAAUGCCAGAAACAUUCUUCGACAAAUCAUUCUCCGAGGAUUCUCCAUCGCCGGCAGUAUCCGUCUGGUUAGCCUGGUUCAUCUUCGUCCUUGUUUGCAAACUCGACGGCAAAUCAAAGCACUACAAAGACGUCUCUCACGCGUAUUUAUUCCUCGCCAACAACCUGCAACACAUACUCUCCAAAGUCCGAUCAUCUAAUCUCCGGUAUCUCCUCGGCGACGACUGGAUCAUCAAACGCGAAUCCGAAGUCAAAAAGUUUGCCGCCAAUUACGAACGGUUAACAUGGAGCCACGUCAUAGAUACCAUUCCAAAAAACGCGGCGUCGAUGACGCGGGAGGAAGCGAGAGACAGUUUCAAGAGAAUCAACAUGAUAUUCGAUGAUACUCACCGAAAGCAGUUGGCCGUCGUCGUACCAGACGGCAAGCUCCGAGACGAAAUCAAAGUGUCGGUGGCGAGAAAGUUGUUGCCGGCGUACAGAGAAUUCUACAAUGCGCAAAGAGUCGAGAUGACAAAAGAUAAAAAGUUCGCCGGAGCUGUGAAAUACGCGCCGGAGGAUAUGGGAAACGCGCUCUCCGAUCUGUUCUUCGGGUCGGGCAGCACGUCGACGUCGGUGUCAUCGUCAGUGUCAUCUUCACGAAAGUCGCAUUCGGGGUGAACGACGUCGUUAAAUUUGGAAUGCGUUUUUGCACCACCCCGGUAAUUUAGGAGGGUUAUAUGUGUAAAUACAAUAUUACCCCUGCAGUGGGCAUGUCAAUUACGAGUGAAUCCAAACCCU
Messenger RNA from Cynara cardunculus var. scolymus (artichoke), 1992 nucleotides. RefSeq names its product exocyst complex component EXO70H1-like. Gene Ontology annotation, cellular component: exocyst. The record is from RefSeq and is a predicted model, not a curated record. Gene Ontology annotation, biological process: exocytosis. Lineage: Eukaryota; Viridiplantae; Streptophyta; Magnoliopsida; Asterales; Asteraceae. The transcript has a single exon. Gene Ontology annotation, molecular function: phosphatidylinositol-4,5-bisphosphate binding. Bases 1 to 1872 code for a protein of 623 amino acids.